AUGGCUGAGGGAAAGUGUACCCAGAAACCCGUCACCUGGCCGGAUCGAUCCGAGUAUACUGACAAGUACAUACUGCCAUCUUUGACACCAGCCAAACCUGACCCCUGGAGUGGUCAGAAGCACACUGACCAGUCAGGCCGACCACGGACACCCAACGAUCCGUACACAGUGCUUAACGAACAGCAGCUGAAGAAUUUGAAAAAGGAUGCCUCGCCAUUUUUCAUGUACGAAAACGUGCCUGGUGGCACAGGAUCUAAGAGAUGUCCCACAGUCCUGCCAGCUCCCAUUGACCGGUUCGCUUAUGACACAAGUCAGUAUCUGUUUCGAGAUACACCUCCUCGCUCCCACCCCCACUGUUGGAUCGGAGAUCAGUGGACGAGGGAAGCACCUGGGCAGCACAACACAAGCCGGCUGGGUUCAUCAUUGUCUUGGGGGCUGUCAAAAACCGGGGAGAGAACGAUCAGCCACUUCCACAAGGAGGAUGUCUAUCGCUACCUGAACAUUGAUGUGUACAAGCGGCCCCCAACCAACAUGCCAGCUUUUGUGGCAAUGAAAUAUGGCAGACCAACCGAUGGAUACUACCAGCAGAGAAACCCAAAUUUCAACACUUGGUUUGGCUCCACUCACAAACUGAAUGAAACCAACAUCCUGACCCACAUUCACCCUAAGACAGUGGCGGAGUGCCAGCAGUUCCGGGAGCUCCAGCAGAACUAUGGCAGACACCUGGCCUCCAAGUGGCCGGAGAUUUCUGAGUACUCGGACAGGUACCUGCUACGAACUAAAGAAGAAAUACAAGCAGACAAAAUGGAAGCCAGGAAACAGUUUCACAGAGAAAAGAGAAGACAGGAGGCAGACGCUCUACUCCAGGCACAAGCUCAACAAUUGGAGACUGCCCCACAAGUCCAGCCAGUGGCUGCUUGA
Candidula unifasciata is the source of this 921-nucleotide messenger RNA. NCBI's taxonomy places the organism in Eukaryota, Metazoa, Mollusca, Gastropoda, Stylommatophora, Geomitridae. The record is from the annotation of a GenBank genome assembly.